GUAUUCGAUCGAUCUUUCUUCCCUCCGCAGAGUGCUUGGAGAGGCUCUCUUCGCCUUGGUCGUAUCGCGGGUUGUUCUUUCCGAAGCGGCAGAACUACCGGUCACGUGUCUGAUGCCGAUGGGCAUCCUGGGAAGAGGAACCUUCGGCGUUGUGAAACGCGUCAAG
Perkinsus marinus ATCC 50983 is the source of this 166-nucleotide messenger RNA. RefSeq lists its product as hypothetical. NCBI's taxonomy places the organism in Eukaryota, Perkinsozoa, Perkinsida, Perkinsidae. The annotation marks the transcript as partial. The transcript has a single exon. The record is from RefSeq and is a predicted model, not a curated record.